AUGGCAGAAGCAGCUGCGGGAGCGCUAUACGCUGUUGAGCACCUAAUAGAGGGUGCAGUCGUAGCAGCAAAAGGCAUAUACGACCCAACGCUUCCUUUGAAAGCAACACUGAAACCCCUCGUGGGCGUCAGCGUCCCUCUUGCAUAUCAUUCAGUCUCGCUGGUCAAAGGACGAGCAUAUCUAUUUGGCGGAAAGACAGGUGAUGGAGAAGGCGCGCCGCUGGCGAGUAACGAUGUACACGUCGUAAUCCUACCCUCGUCUGGAGUGGAGUCGAUGGACUACAAGAAGCUCGAUGCCACGAAGGAUGCGCCCCCAGCAAGAUAUGGGCACAGCUCUGCAGUGAUUGAGGAGAGAAUAUAUAUCUUUGGUGGAUGCGGACAAGAUCGCCAGCCGAUCGACGAGAAUGGCAGAGUAUGGGUGUACGAUACGGCGACAAACACAUGGUCCCACUUCGAUCCUUCUUCGAAAGACGCAUUCCCUCCGGCAAGGUCCAAUGGAGCAGCGGUCGCGAGUGUACAUCCACGACAAGCUCAAAGAAGGGCAGACCAGGAUGUGAUGCCGCAGCACCCGCCAGAUCCAGAGACUACCAUGCCUGAUAUCCCAGAUACAGACACCUACGGCACAUUCGUUGUUCAAGGCGGCCAAGGCAUAGACGGACACGCGCUGAACGAUGUCUGGACAUUCGACAUCUCGUCACGAACCUGGAAGGAACUUCCUGACUGUCCACCUCCAAGCUCACCGCAUCCGAGUCUGGCGAUGGUCGACAACCGCCUGUACACGUUCUCUGCGGGCCAGACGAGCUAUCUGGAUGUCUCACGCAGUUCAUACGAUGAUCGAAGCGGACAAGGAGAACUCGGCCUCGCUCCACUGGGGCCAUGGCAGUCUAUCCCGCCUACAUCGAGCUCACCAGAGAAACCGCAUCCAGGCGAGCGAUCAGCUGCGUCAAUGGUGCCGGUAACGACAGGUCAGGGCAGGAAUUACCUUCUCCUCUUGGGUGGGGAGUCUCAAGCUGGCGAGACUCUCGAAGAUAUCUGGACGUUGCAGCUGAAGCCUGAGGGCAUGACAGCGGCUAGCUUCAAGGACGCCGCGAGAAUGGCUGUCAAGAUGGACACGAGGGAGGCGACGUGGAGUGAAGUGAAGUACUUGGAUAGCGAGGGUGUGAUGAUUCAGGAAGGGCAGCCAGGGAGAGGACUCGGCGUUAGGAGAGGCGGCGCGGCUGGAAAGGGAGGUGAGGUUGAUGGGGCGAGUGUUGUGGUUUGGGGAGGGAUUGGGGCGGAUGGAAAGGCGAGGGGGGAUGGGUUGAUGGUUACUGUGGAGUAG
Saxophila tyrrhenica is the source of this 1320-nucleotide messenger RNA. RefSeq lists its product as uncharacterized. NCBI's taxonomy places the organism in Eukaryota, Fungi, Ascomycota, Dothideomycetes, Mycosphaerellales, Extremaceae. The record is from RefSeq and is a predicted model, not a curated record. Gene Ontology annotation, molecular function: protein binding. The coding region runs from base 1 to 1320 and encodes 439 amino acids. The transcript is spliced from 2 exons.